This is a messenger RNA of Paracoccidioides lutzii Pb01, 600 nucleotides long. Its product is annotated as mitochondrial 54S ribosomal protein YmL24/YmL14. The coding region runs from base 1 to 600 and encodes 199 amino acids. The record is from RefSeq and is a predicted model, not a curated record. Gene Ontology annotation, cellular component: mitochondrial large ribosomal subunit. Gene Ontology annotation, molecular function: structural constituent of ribosome. The transcript has a single exon.
AUGGCUCUCCACACUGCCAAACACUUCUCUUGCUCCCGCCCUUCCUCCCUCCUCCAGACAUUCCGCGGCCUUUCCUUGUACCCCAGACGCUCUCAGUCAAAUCAGUCAACUAUCUUAGAUCCUGACAAAUAUUUUGAAUCUCUUUCCGGAGAUCCCCCGGAAUAUCCUUACGGCCCUUCCCUCUACUUCAAACAAGCAAACAGCGGUCUCUACGGCGGUUCGACAAUCCAAUUCGGAAACAAAAUCUCCAAGGGACGAAAUAAGGGAAAGACGAGAAGGACAUGGAAACCUAAUGUUCGCCACGAGGAGCUCUACAGUGAGGCUUUGGGGACGACGCUGAAACUAAAAGUUACACAUCGCGUCCUGAGAACGAUUAAGAAAGUGGGCGGCUUGGAUCAGUACCUCUUGGGCGAUAAGCCCGCCAGAAUAAAGGAAUUAGGCGUUUUCGGGUGGAAAUUGCGGUGGAAAGUCAUGCAGUCGAGGGCAAUGAGGGAGAAAUUUCUGGAGGAACAAAAGGCACUGGGAUUAAGGGCGGCUGCCGAAUUGGAGCCACAGGCACCGCAGCAAACGCAGGAUAAGAUACCUGUCUCUACCGAGUAA